Molecule: messenger RNA, 893 nt
Organism: Psammomys obesus (fat sand rat)
Lineage: Eukaryota; Metazoa; Chordata; Mammalia; Rodentia; Muridae
Product: sodium bicarbonate cotransporter 3-like
Exons: 6
Biological process (GO): bicarbonate transport; monoatomic anion transport; regulation of intracellular pH
Cellular component (GO): plasma membrane; apical plasma membrane; basolateral plasma membrane
Molecular function (GO): solute:inorganic anion antiporter activity; monoatomic anion transmembrane transporter activity; sodium:bicarbonate symporter activity
Source: RefSeq, a predicted model, not a curated record
GGAUUUUGGCUUCUCCACAGUCUGCUCCUGGAAACCUGGACAAUAGUAAAAGUGGUGAAAUGAAAGGUAACGGAAGUGGAGGAAGCAGAGAAAAUAGUACUGUUGACUUUAGCAAGGUUGACAUGAAUUUCAUGAGGAAAAUUCCUACAGGAGCUGAGGCAUCCAAUGUUUUGGUAGGAGAAGUGGACUUUUUGGAGAGACCUAUCAUUGCCUUUGUGAGACUGGCUCCUGCAGUGCUCCUCUCAGGGUUGACUGAGGUCCCUGUGCCCACUAGGUUUUUGUUUCUGUUACUUGGCCCAGCAGGGAAGGCCCCACAAUACCAUGAAAUUGGCAGAUCCAUAGCCACUCUCAUGACUGAUGAGAUUUUUCAUGAUGUAGCUUAUAAAGCAAAAGAUCGAAAUGACCUUUUAUCUGGAAUUGAUGAAUUUUUAGAUCAAGUAACUGUCCUUCCUCCAGGAGAGUGGGAUCCUUCUAUACGCAUAGAGCCACCAAAAAGUGUUCCUUCUCAGGAAAAGAGGAAGAUUCCUGUCUUUCCCAAUGGAUCUGCUCCAAUGUCUGUUGAGCCUCCUAAGGAGGCUGCUCAUCAUGCUGGGCCUGAGCUGCAGAGGACUGGACGGCUUUUUGGUGGUUUGAUACUUGACAUCAAAAGGAAAGCACCUUUUUUCUUGAGUGACUUCAAGGAUGCAUUAAGUCUGCAGUGCCUGGCCUCGAUUCUUUUCCUAUACUGUGCCUGUAUGUCUCCUGUAAUCACUUUUGGAGGGCUGCUUGGAGAAGCUACAGAAGGCAGAAUAGUGAGUACAAAAGAUUGGUAGUGGCCAGGCUCCCAGCUCCUCAGAGGCAAGUGUCUGUAUGCAUUUGUCUCACUAUUCACGCUUGUAUUUGAAGAGUCUCCC